Messenger RNA from Eucalyptus grandis, 2229 nucleotides. Its product is annotated as transcription termination factor MTERF5, chloroplastic. Gene Ontology annotation, molecular function: double-stranded DNA binding. Gene Ontology annotation, biological process: regulation of DNA-templated transcription. The coding region runs from base 236 to 1663 and encodes 475 amino acids. The transcript is spliced from 4 exons. The record is from RefSeq and is a predicted model, not a curated record. Lineage: Eukaryota; Viridiplantae; Streptophyta; Magnoliopsida; Myrtales; Myrtaceae.
AUGCUGAAGCCGCUCUGAAUCCGCCACCACUGCUGAUAUUAUCCCAACCCCAUAAGAACCUCUCCUUCCCUCUUCGCUUCGACCUCGGAGAAGACGAAGUCGAAGACAGGAGAAAGCUUCACAAUUCCUCCUCACUUUCUCAUUUUUCUCUGAGUUUUCUUUUUUGUCUCUUUCCUUCUUCAAUGCGCAUUGUCUGAAGCAAGCAACACGGGGACUUCCAGAGAGCCGCCACAAGAUGAGAGCUUUCUGCGCAGUUCGCGUCUCUCAGCUCUCGCUCCUUUCAAGACCCCUCUUUUCCUCCAGGGUGCAGCUUUCUUUUCCAGUGAAACUCUUUUCCUGCCAAGCUAAGUAUGCUGCUGAUUCUGGGCUAGAUGGUUCUGUCAGUUUGAGAGUGGUGUCUCCAACCUUAUUGGCAGCAGAAAAAGAAGAAGCCAAGGCCGUCUUAACCUUGUUCUUGAAAAAGCAAGGUUUAAGCAAUACGGUAGCUGCGAGGACUAUCAACAAGUCCGAUCUUUUCAUUGAGCAUCUUGUAUCAAGGCUUCAUUAUGUUCACAAGUCUCGGUAUCUAGUAGGCCGAGAGCUCACAACUCUUGAAAUAAGGGAUGCGUUAAUUCCUUACCUCGAGUCCCUUCUCGAGGAGCAUGGAAACAUCCUGGUAGAUGUGGUGGAGAAUUUUCCUGAUCCACCUCUUAAAGAGAAGGUAGUUGCACCUAGUCCUCCACCUCUUCCAUCUCCUUCAAGCCUGGACAAUAAAAAGCUAAAAGCUGUCUCCAGAGUGAGCCAGGCUAAUCCUCCUCCUCAUAUUGUUUACCUAUUAGAACUUGGUAUGACCCUUGAGCAGAUCAAGGGAAUUACGCGCAGAUUCCCUGCUUUUGCUUACUAUAGCUUGGAGGGGAAAAUCAAGCCGGUGGUUGAGUUCCUUCUUGAUCUUGGGGUACCAAAGAAUGAAAUUCCAAUUAUCCUCAACAAAAGGCCGCAGUUAUGUGGAAUUAGUCUCUCAGAGAAUCUAAUACCCACAAUGACAUUCCUGGAGAACUUGGGCGUGGAUAAGAAACGAUGGGCUAAAGUUAUAUACCGCUUUCCUGCGUUCCUCACUUACAGCAGACAGAAGGUUAAGGCAACGGUUGAUUUCCUUUAUGAGAUGGGUCUCUCAGAGAAGAGCAUAGGGAAGAUUCUAACUCACUGCCCAAAUAUUAUAAGUUACAGUGUGGAGGACAAGCUACGACCAACAGCUGAGUACUUCCACUCAAUGGGGGUUGAUGUGGCUGUUCUUUUUCACCGUUCACCUCAGACUUUUGGCCUUAGUAUCGAGGCUCACUUGAAACCCAUUACGGAAUUUUUCUUGGAGAGAGGAUACAGUAUGGAAGAAGUUAAGACUAUGAUAUGCAGGUAUGGAGCUUUAUACACUUUGAGCUUGGCUAAGAAUUUGAUACCAAAAUGGGACUUCUUCUUGACCAUGGACUAUCCACAAUCAGAGCUGAUCAAGUUCCCUCAGUAUUUCGGCUAUAGUUUGGAAGAGAGAAUUAAACCGAGAUAUGCUCGUAUGAAGGAGUGCGGAGUUCAUUUGCUGCUGAACCAGGUGUUGUCAUUGUCUGCUCGAGAUUUUGAAAAGGCUUUGACGAAGAAAAUGGGCAAAGCGCUUCCUGACGACGCUGAAGCCUGAGUUUGUUGCAUGUAGCAGUUAAUGAGAACGAAGAACUGAGCGUCGCUUGAAUGAUGAGAUAUUUGUAUGGAUUGUGGACUUGCUCAGGACUCCGAUUUUGCGGCAAGCAAAUCAGCUGGUGAAACAACUGGUAGCAAUUGUUCAUGCAGAUCAUUCAAUCUUCGAUAAUAAUAGAUGCACGCAAGAAUCAAGUGCUACGGUGGUGUAUUUAUGUAUCUUAAAUGAGCUUAAAGUUUGACUGUGUGGGAAGGUCUUUCUCACCCAGGCUGAGGCCGCAAUCAGAUUUGCAUAGAAGUGGGACAUCAUCGACGAAAAAUGACAGAUCUCUCUUGAGGACAGAUUUGACUGCAGGUGAUUUAGGGCCAGACUUUGCCAAUAAAGAAAAGGCAUGGAAAUGAUGCUGUAUAUUGUUCCAAUUCAUCAUGUGCAAUGUCCACAUUCCUUAAAAUGCUGAACUCCUCACCAACGAGUCAAUGAAUAUGAACUGUUUCUUUGUCGUAUUCUAUUAUGUCUUCUGAAGAAGUGAUCUGCUUCGAUGUUGAAUAAUGAUGCUUUCAUUUAUAGUU